AGAGAAGUUACGAGAGCUUGUUGCAAACGUUUUGUAACACUUUGACCUAAUUACUAAGAAAAGUGACACAGGAUACCAAGUCAUUGAUGUCGAAGAAACUGCUGUCAUGUUUCGGAAGGCGUAAAGAUAGGACAAGUAGAGUGAUGGCAUCAGAAUCGAUUCACGCGUAUAGUGCUUUGCCUAACAGCGGAAAUAGGGAAUGUCAACAAAAGCCUUCUCUAGUGUCACAGUUUUCCAAAGAAGUCACCGAUUUUAGUUCCCAGUAUGGCAGUGAGACAAGCAUAUCAUAUACCGCGUGUAAUCUGGCAGGGCGGAGCAACAUCUACCCAACGUACGGAGACUUUACACAAGCUUGUGUAUUUAGAACCUACGGACCCUGGUGGAAUGAAGUACCUUCUUCUAGGAAGAAAUUUAAUAAGAGACAAGCUGAUUUCUGCAGUGAAGAUUUCAUAGAGGUUUCAUUUGACAUUGAAGUGUAUCCCUGUAAACUAGAGAUUUGGGAGACCUACAACCCUGGAGCUGUUGUGAAGAUCGUGGCCUGUGAUAGCUCAAGUGGCUCUGAUGUGGAUUCUGGAAAAGCCAGAUGGCAGACAAUAUGGAAAGGAGAACCGGAGGAAUGUCCUCCUAAGUCCAGGAUAUUUUCACCUCCCCUAACCAACCCUUUCUUCAAAACAAAGUUGAUUAGACUGGAGUUGUGCUCCGUGAAGUGUCAUUACUAUACAGAGCUGGACUGUAUUGUGAUGUAUGGGUCUUUACAGCCAUUCCCAGAUCUUGAGCACUUAUCUCUCAUACAACAAAUGGAGGAAUACAAGAACUACUCUGAGCCAGACAACUAUGUUUACAUGAUUACCUCCCUUAUGAACCAAAUCAGUGUUGAUGCAAGCUCACAAGGGGAGGCACUGGAUGGAAAUUCAACGAUAUAUGAAAAUAAAGAGGGAACAGUUCCUGUCUUGGAGCCUAAAGGGGAGGAGGAGGAGAAAGAGGAGGAGGAGGAGGAGGAGGUGGAGGUGGAAGGAGAUAGGGUAGAGGAGCUUCCUAUUGAUACUACGGCUGUAACACAAGAUGACACCAUUGUAGAGGACAAUGGUUUCUUUGAUUUGUUACCAGAGGAGGUCAUACAGGUAAUUCUCAGUUACCUGGAUUUGUCCUCGUUAAUCAAUACCUGUUGCACAUGCAGGUUACUACAGAAACAAUGCUCAGACUCUCUACAGUACACAGAACUCAACCUUCAGCCCUACUGGUACAAGGUGGACAGCAGUGUGUUGGCGAGUUUCCAGUCGAGGUGUGGACAUCUCCACCACCUCAACCUGUCAUGGUGUGGAGGCCGCAACAAUACAGUGUCCACAGCAGCGUUUGACAAGUUUUUAAGGAUGUGUGGACAGGAGUUGUCUACCCUUUACCUAGCUAACUGUACCUUCGUCAACUCCGAUGUGAUGAAGUGUAUAGCGAACUUCUGCCCCAAACUGAAGGAUUUGGACAUACAGGGUUGUUCCAAGAUAGACGGGACAGAUUUAUUGCAUCUACAGAAAAUACCGAAUCUGACACGCCUCAACUUGUACCGUUCUCUAGUCGACACCAAUAGUCUCGUCUCCCUGAUUAAAGUUUUUAAAAACCUUGAGGCUUUAAAUAUUGGAUCAUGUAUACGAAUCAAUAAUUUUGAUGAAGUGUGCCUUGCUCUUGGAAAGAAUUGCAAGAAACUGGUUUCCGUAGACUUUUGGCGGUCAAAGACAAUCACAGGAGAUGGACUAGUGGCUCUGGCCCAAGGGUGUCCAGAUCUGGAGGAACUGGACAUAGGCUGGUGUCCAGGACUACGCUCAGGCUCCGCAAGUCUGAUCCAACUUGUCCAGACCUGUACAAAGUUAAAGAAACUGUUUUUAACUGCUAACAGGAACGUCUGUGAUGUAGACCUAAUGGCCAUUUCCACCCACUCCCGUCAGCUACAACAGCUGGACAUCCUAGGGACACGAGAGGUGACCAGAGACGCAGUGCUGCGGGUUUUACAGAACUGCCCCAAACUGACCAUGUUCGAUGUGUCUUUCUGUAUGUCUAUUGACUUUUCCUGUGUGGAGGCAUGGAAAAAGGAAUUUCCACACGUUAAUAUCAAGAAAAGUUGUCAACACUAGUCAUAACUGUCUUGUUUCAUCUGUAUGCAUGUAAGGUAGUCAACCCUAGGUGUCAACCCUCCCUCAUGAUUAGGAGGGAUACUCCCUCAUUUUGACCAACAUUUACCAAUCUCCCUCAAAACUUUAGAAUCAAGUCCAAACUCACACAAACUCAAAAUCUACAUCCUGUGGUCACAUGAUCUCCUAGCUACUGCAGUGUGUGUGUAAUGAUCAUAACAGGUGUGUCUGAAUCAAAUGCAUGUUUUUUUGGAAUUAUUUUUAUACAUAGAAAUGGAAAGAUAUAUUGAGCAAAGCAGUUUCAGUCGCGUUUCACACACUUUAUUUCUCAUUGGAAAUGUGGAAUGAUGGGGAUCUUCCUCCUUGGAAGUUUCAGAGGUUGACACCUAUGGUCAACUAGCUGUUUCAAAAGAAUUUUUUUAUGAAACUCGUCUCGUAGUUUUA
This is a messenger RNA of Mizuhopecten yessoensis (Yesso scallop), 2564 nucleotides long. Its product is annotated as F-box/LRR-repeat protein 4-like. Gene Ontology annotation, molecular function: protein binding. The transcript is spliced from 16 exons. Gene Ontology annotation, cellular component: SCF ubiquitin ligase complex. Gene Ontology annotation, biological process: SCF-dependent proteasomal ubiquitin-dependent protein catabolic process. Lineage: Eukaryota; Metazoa; Mollusca; Bivalvia; Pectinida; Pectinidae. The record is from RefSeq and is a predicted model, not a curated record. The coding region runs from base 87 to 2123 and encodes 678 amino acids.